UUUAAAAUGGUCUAAACCGUGCUUUUUAAUUAAAUCUGUUGCAGAGUAAACAAACUGAACCCCAAUCUACAUGUAAUCAGUGACAAACAAUCAUGUGAUAUUAUUAUCCGUCUUUUUUAUUGCCUGUCUUCAGUUUAGAUGGAGCUAAUCAAACUCAGACUCUAGGUUUAAGUGCAUAUUUUGGUACUAAAUGAACCCACUUCACUAAUUACAUACCAUUGCUAGAGAUGACCCUGACAGUAAUUAGUCUUGGUUGAGUGUCACUUCCUUACUCUGCCUGGAGAGCAAGAACAGUUGUUUAUCAUCAUAGAAGUGAUUAGUGUGGAUACAAUAUAUAUUUUAUUGCAAUUUGCAAUUAACUUUUUUCAGGUAAAUUGUUUGUACUGUAAUGUACUGUCACCUCUACUGUAGUACAAUACCAUGUUUACUGUAAAUAUUGCUACAAAUUACUUAGCACCAAUAGUAUCAUUCCUUACCCUGAGAGUUGUGUCGAGGUCAUAUCCGUCUCUAAAUGAGAUAGACUAGUUACAUUGCUGUAAUUAGUACAGGCAGUCACUACUGAAAGGUCAGAAAGCCCUUAUAAUCUGCCCUGGACAUCCCCGUGGGAUAAUCAGGACGUUCAUGAGCUGAGCAGAGCUUCAUUUCCUUGAGUGCCUUUCCCGUCAUUAUGACAUGAUGUCAUCACCAGUGGACUCACAAUGCACCUUUGUAGUCAACUGGCUUUGCUAGUAUUAACGCGAUUUGGAAGGCAAAUUGUCCUGGCGUAAACCCCAGGAAAAUCUGUGCUAGGACAGGCGGAGUUAGCGUUCCACAUUCAUAAUAAUGUUAAUAACCACCAGUAUAAACUCAUAGACGACCCUUCUAAAAGGAGAAAUAUACUGUAUGUUAUGUUGUGGAGUCACAUCAAGGUUUUUAACCAAAAGGACAUACUUGGUAGAUCAGAUCUGCUAAUAAUCCUAUCUCAGUUUUUAACUGUUGUUUUGUGAAGUCUGUUGUUGAUGAGGUUAUUUUGUGUUUUCAUAAUAUAAUUGCCUAUAAUUUGACCAUUUCGGGAAGCACUGGAAUGUGUUGGGUCAAGGUAGAUUAUCUCCAUUUUAAGGAUUAGGUUUAAAUCUUGGUCAAUGGAGGUCAGUGUAACAAGCUUUCAGCAGUUUUAGAACUUAGUGCUAAAAUGGUUAAUCUAUGCUGACCAGCUACAUUUUCAAUCAACAGCCUCAGGGGGGAACUUUAGAAAAAGAACUGUAUUCUUCCAGCCACCAUGGACACUUUUUUCCGACGGCAUUUUAAGAGGAAGGAAGCAGGAGAAGCCAUUCAUGAUGGCCACGUACCUGAACCCUGUCUACACAGGAGGCCAAGCAUUGCAGUGCCAGCCAGCCGUGCCCGUCGACGCUCCAGUGUAGGUCUUCCGUCCACUGCGUUGACCCAGCGACGCCGAUCCAGUGUCCAACUUCAGGCUUUACCUCGAAUCAUUAGCAGUCAACCGGUUCAGAAAAGCAGUGGUAGACGGCGCUCCAGCACCACCACCCCGAAGGCCAAUCCUCGCUUUGCCAUACGCCGGAAGAAGGUGGGCAAGCUCCGCAAUAUAGACACACACCUCUUGGGCCCGUCCAUGCUGCUGGCCAGCUUAAUUCAGAUGACGGAAGAGGAGGAAGAGGAUGAGGAGAGCCAAAGUCCAUUGCCAGGGCAAGUGGAACUCAAGGGAAGCAACACGAAGUUCAGGAGUCACACAGAUGUGCUUCUUUCAGAAGGUGACAGCGACAGUGACAGCGAGGACUCCAGCGGCCACUCAGAGAAGAGUCAUCACUCGGGGCUGCGUAAGGAGUUCCUAGAGGAAGCAGAUUUGUCAGACUGGGAGAUCAAAGAGUCUGCUGUUUUAUGCCAGCAGGAAUGCCUUCCUCUGGCUGUGGUGACAGAGUGUGUCCAGGCCCACCCGCUGAUCCGCGUUCCCCGCUGCCUCCGGAGGAACUCGUCACAUUAUGGCUACGCGGAGCCCGGCUCGCACGUCCGCUACUGCCGCAGCAGCCAGAAGAGGCGCCGUCGACGGGUCUCCACCAUCUCGAAAGCGGGAAGCCCCUGGCCAGGAAGAGGCCUGCCGCUUCCUAACCGAAGAAGCUCUACCUGCUACAGGGGUCAUGCGACUCUCAAUCCUCUCCUGGGAGCUUAUUACGAUCCCAGGCUGGAGUCUUGGAGUGGAUUCUUGUCGAAAGCCAUUGCCAAGGCUGGUGUGCAGGAUAACGCUGCCCAAUCCGGUGCCAUAAUACCGGCCAAAUGUGAACCCAACAAAGAGAUCUGCAGCACCGUGGAUUGGACUGAAAAUGCCCAGUUUGGUCAACACGUGUGGUUUGAGACCAGUCCGUCUGGAGAUUUCUGUUACGUUGGAGAGACAUAUUGUUUUGCAAAGUCACUGCAAAAAUCUCUUCCUCGCCACAAAUGUGCAUCCUGCAAAAUAGCUGUUCACACUGUAUGCAUGGAUCAGCUGGAGAAGAUUAACUUCAGAUGUAAGCCAUCAUUUAAAGAUCCAGGGAUAAGAAAUGUCCGAGAGACUCCAAACAUGAGACAUCACUGGGUCCAUAGGAGACGGCAAGAUGGAAAAUGCCGGCAAUGUGGAAAGGGUUUCCAGCAGAAAUUCUCCUUCCACAGUAAAGAUAUCGUGGCCAUCAGCUGCUCUUGGUGUAAGCAAGCAUAUCACAACAAGGUGACCUGCUUCAUGCUGCAGAAAAUUGAAGAGACAUGUUCCCUCGGCGCUCACGCGGCUGUGAUCAUCCCUCCAACCUGGAUCAUUAGAGUCCGCAGACAGCAGGCAUCAUUGAAGAGCAGUAAAAGAAAGAAGAAAACAUCUCUGAAGGCCAAACCCUGCAAGAAAGCCACAGAGGAUGGCAAAUGGAAGCACUUUGUUGUGCGACCGAUUCCUUCUCAGCUCAUGAAGCCUCUGCUGGUGUUUGUCAAUCCGAAGAGUGGCGGAAACCAGGGAACGAAAAUCAUCCGCUCUUUCAUGUGGUACCUGAACCCCCGGCAAGUGUUCGACCUCACUCAGGGAGGUCCGAGAGAGGGGUUAGAAAUGUACAGCAAAGUGCCCAACCUGCGUAUCCUCGUUUGUGGCGGUGACGGAACGGUUGGGUGGAUUCUCUCAGUGCUAGAUGAGCUCCAGUUGAACCCUCAACCCGCCGUGGCCGUGCUUCCCCUCGGGACAGGAAAUGACCUGGCCAGGACUCUCAACUGGGGCGGGGGCUACACAGAUGAACCGGUGUCCAAGAUCUUGUCCCAUGUAGAAGACGGCAACAUCGUCCAGCUGGACCGAUGGAACCUGAGCGUGGAGCCCAAUUUAGAGGCCAGCGAGGAGGAGAGAGACGAACACCAGACCGACAAGCUUCCCAUUGACGUCUUCAACAAUUACUUCAGCCUUGGAUUUGAUGCACACGUGACCUUGGAGUUUCACGAAUCCCGAGAGGCUAAACCAGAGCGGUUCAAUAGUCGACUUCGCAAUAAGAUGUUUUAUGCAGGGACAGCCUUCUCAGACUUUUUGAUGGGCAGCUCCAAAGAUCUGUCCAAACACAUCAGGGUUGUGUGUGAUGGUACUGAUCUAACUAGUAAAGUGCAGGAUAUGAAACUGCAGUGCCUCCUGUUCCUCAACAUCCCCAGAUAUUGCGCUGGUACGAUGCCAUGGGGGAACCCAAGUGAGCACAAUGACUUUGGGUCACAGAAACAUGACGACGGGCUCAUUGAGGUUAUUGGCUUCACCAUGACCUCUCUGGCGACGCUGCAGGUUGGAGGACAUGGCGAGAGGCUUCAUCAGUGUCAGGAGGUGACCCUGAUAACCUUUAAGCCCAUUCCUGUGCAGGUGGAUGGAGAACCCUGUAGACUGGCUCCAUCCGUCAUACGCAUCACCCUCAGGAACCAGGCCAACAUGCUGCAGAAGACCAAGAGAAGAAUCUCUCUACCACAACUGUAUGAUCAGCAGCCCAUCACAGAGAAAGUGCAGAUCCAGGUGAACCGUAUCAGCAUGUGUGAUUAUGAAGCUCUUCAUUAUGAUAAGGAGCAGCUCAGGGAGGCCUCGAUUCCUAUGGGGAUAAUUAUAGUUCCCGGGAACAGUGAUUUGGAGACGUGCCGGCUGCAUAUCGAGAAGCUACAUGAGGAGGGGGAUGGUGUGAAUACAGACACACUGCACAUGCCAAAGCUUUCACCAAAAUGGUGCUUCCUGGAUUCCACUACAGCAGACCGUUUCUACAGAAUAGACCGUGGUCAGGAGCAUCUAAACUAUGUGACGGAGAUCUCUCAGGAUGAGCUUUUCAUCUUGGACCCGGAGCUGGUCACCAAGGAGACGGUGGGCACGUCGCCCGGAAUGCCGGGGGCGAUGGAAACUGUUGGGGAAUGUUCCAACAGCACAGACCAGUUUGCUUUUCCUGCCUGCUCUGCCGGGCCUUCUCCACUGUGCAGGGUUCACCAGACGCAUGCUGAAGGCCAAACGGAAAGCGCGAGCAUGGAUAGCGACACACACAAGCAAACUAGCGAUCCAGAGACUCCCACGAAGCCAGGCUUGUGCAGGAGGGGAGCAAAAAUUAUGAAUUUGGAUCGUUCAAACACACUUGAUGAGGACUCAGUGAAUGUGCCAAGGUUAGAUUCGGGCUGGAAUGACAGUGAUCAAGUAUACCUCCUCCAUCAUGCAGUCCUUUUAGGCAGUAAAGAGAUUCUGAAGUAUAUAAUUGAUAAUGCUCCAGCCUGCAUCCUUGAUGUGACAGAGAAAUCAACCGGGGAGACGGCCCUGCAUAAGGCAGCUGCAUUGUGCCAGAGAACAAUCUGCUAUUACCUGGUGGAGGCCGGAGCAUCCCUCAUGAAGACAGAUCUACAGGGUGAAACUCCAAAGAUGUACGCAGAAAGAGCUCGAGACAUGGAGUUGGCCGCAUACUUGGAAAACCGACAACACCACCAGAUGAUCCAGAGGGAGGACCAUGAGACGGCUGUGUGACCGGCCUCCGGAACCAUCCUUUCCAUCCGCCACCAAACCACAGAGAGUCUUAUCUGCUCUCUCCCAUGGCCGCUUUAUCCGGUACGGCCACACGUUAGCGAUGCUAAGAGGCAGCAUGUGUGCGGAAAUUAGUUUGUUGCUCUCUGUAUUGAUUGUAAUGCCAAAAAGACAGUGUUAGUGUCAUGUUUCAGAAUGCAUGAGUUUGCUACGUCACGUCCAGCUUUCAGGGCUGCGCAAAACCGCACCGCUCCGCUCCUUAGGACCCAAUGUGCAAAAUUUGGGCAAUUUCAGGGCUGAAAUACCAUGUAUGAAAGUGGCUUUUACUAAACUACUAUAAAGAAAACCAGACAAACCUCAUGAGAGAUUAACAGGAGAGGUUUUUGCUGCUUCUGAUCACAUAAUAUCAAUGUUUGAAUUUCUGAUUGCAUAUCUAAACGUUUUACAGAUUUUAUGUGACCGCAGAAACUUCCUGUAGCUUGGCUUCCACUUCACGUGUUUGUUCUGAUUCGAGAUAGACGUUGUUUUCAUAGCCUCCUGCGUUUAAGAAUGCUUCCUCAGCUGUUGCUUACGGCCAGUUUCUCUCUUUGUGGUAAAUGCUUGAAUUUCGUAAAAACAUUCCAUUAAUUACUACCUUAGAUAGCGUUAAAUCAAUUCUCUAUUCACAGUAUAUUAUAAACUGUGAUCAUUUCUUAGUCAGUAGAUUUGCCUUUGGUUGAUUUAUGACCAUAAAUGUUUGCCUAAAUGACUGAAGUUUCCUUCAGGAAAGAAUAGAAUGGGAUGUAUCUCUUAGCAUAGAUUGCUUGCACUGACUGCUAUACUUUUAAAUGAAAAUUUGAUCUCACCAAGUGUGAUUUUAGGUUCUUUUAUGAAGUCAUGCAGCAAUGUGGACUUGUUGGUUUUGGUUUCCGGCCAAAUUGAGCAUGUUAAGUACACAGAAAAUUAUUCUGGUAGAGAUUUUAGAUGCUAAAUCACAUUUUCAGUGACAAAUGGCUGGGUAACAGAGUUACCCAUAUAUUUACAUAUAUUUAUAUCAUCAUCUGCAGUUUAAAUUCUUAUAUAUUUAUCCAGGUCACUUUAUGUACGUGUACAAUUGACUAAAUGCUUGAAUAAUAAAAGAGACAGGAAACUGGUCUUUUUUACAAUGCAGCCAUUUGACAACGCCGUGUUGUCAGCAUUGUCAUAGUGUGUGUUUGUGGUGAGAUGUCAUUAUGAUAGAAUAUGUAUUUUGUCAGUGCUUUGUAUGAGUUGCUAUGCAAUUCCAAAUAGAUGAUACAUGUAUAUAAUCCGUCAAACAUUUUAAAAAUGUGUCAACAAUCUGUUCUGAUAUAAAGGUCUUUCAUUUGUAUGUGAUAUGAACUUAGAUAAUGCUUUAUUUAUAAGAGUAGAUAGGGAGAAAUAAAGUCUUUAAAAAACAAGUUUUUGUUAUUGCAAUAUCUACUGAGUGUACUUUGAUUAUAAGGUAUAAUUGACUGAGAUUAUUGAUAUAUUAAGUGGUGAACGCAUACGUCAUCCUCAUUAUCAUUCUCUUAUUACACAGCAAUGGCGUCUUUUCAGGUCUUGGAGCACCGGGUGGUAAACUGUGUAUAAUGCUGAACUCUGCCUCUCCCUAGGAGGUCUUUAUGUCUGAAUGAGUUACCGGCAAUGAU
Sinocyclocheilus grahami is the source of this 6609-nucleotide messenger RNA. Its product is annotated as diacylglycerol kinase zeta-like. Gene Ontology annotation, molecular function: protein binding; ATP-dependent diacylglycerol kinase activity. Lineage: Eukaryota; Metazoa; Chordata; Actinopteri; Cypriniformes; Cyprinidae. Gene Ontology annotation, biological process: phospholipase C-activating G protein-coupled receptor signaling pathway. The coding region runs from base 1259 to 4963 and encodes 1234 amino acids. Gene Ontology annotation, cellular component: plasma membrane; glutamatergic synapse. The record is from RefSeq and is a predicted model, not a curated record. The transcript is spliced from 32 exons.